AUGGCUCGGGUCUACGCCGACGUUAAUCAGAACAUGCCCAGGUCGUAUUGGGAUUACGACAGUGUCAACAUCAGCUGGGGUGUCCUCGAGAACUACGAAGUUGUUCGCAAGAUUGGUCGUGGCAAAUAUUCAGAAGUGUUCGAAGGCAUCAAUGUGGUGAACUACCAGAAAUGCGUCAUCAAGGUCCUCAAGCCAGUGAAGAAGAAGAAGAUUAAGCGAGAGAUCAAGAUUCUUCAGAAUCUUGCCGGUGGUCCGAAUGUAGUUGCCCUGCUGGAUGUCGUGAGGGAUUCACAGAGCAAAACACCCUCUCUCAUCUUUGAGCAUGUCAACAAUACCGACUUCAAGAACCUCUAUCCGAAGUUCACGGAUCUAGAUGUUAGGUAUUACAUCUUUGAGCUCCUCAAGGCCCUCGACUUUUGCCAUAGCAAAGGCAUCAUGCAUCGAGAUGUGAAACCUCAUAACGUUAUGAUCGACCAUGAGAACAGAAAAUUGCGCCUCAUCGACUGGGGAUUGGCCGAGUUCUACCACCCCGGAACCGAAUAUAACGUGCGCGUGGCAUCUCGCUAUUUCAAGGGACCCGAGCUGCUUGUUGAUUUCCAGGAAUACGACUACAGCUUGGAUAUGUGGAGCUUGGGGGCUAUGUUCGCGUCGAUGAUCUUCAGAAAGGAGCCGUUCUUCCAUGGCCAGAGCAAUUCGGACCAGCUUGUCAAAAUUGCCAAGGUUCUCGGCACCAGCGACCUCUUCGACUACCUAGAUAAAUACGAAAUCGAACUGGACACCCAGUAUGACGACAUUAUUGGCAGGUUCCCCAGAAAGCCUUGGCACAGUUUUAUUACGACCGAAAAUCAAAGAUUCGUGAGUAACGAAGCCAUCGACUUCCUGGACAAGCUGUUGCGAUACGACCAUCAGGAGCGUCUGACUGCCAAGGAGGCUCAAGCUCAUCCUUACUUCAAUCCUGUUCGAGAUGAGGCCGUUUUCAAGCAGCACUUGGCUGCGAAUGCUGCUGCCGCGGCUAGUGCAGCUGCCAACAACUAG
Molecule: messenger RNA, 1035 nt
Organism: Scedosporium apiospermum
Lineage: Eukaryota; Fungi; Ascomycota; Sordariomycetes; Microascales; Microascaceae
Exons: 6
Coding region: 1-1035 (344 amino acids)
Biological process (GO): DNA damage response; regulation of transcription by RNA polymerase III; protein phosphorylation
Cellular component (GO): cytosol; protein kinase CK2 complex; nucleus
Molecular function (GO): ATP binding; protein serine/threonine kinase activity
Source: RefSeq, a predicted model, not a curated record